AUGGGGAUGUCAAACGCAGAGCGUCAAAGGAAGUUUUGUUCCAGAUGGGAUGAGGAUGAAACAAGAAGAAAGUAUUUGCAGGACUCUAAAGAAAAGUACAAGAAGGACAAAACAUUGGGGAAAAGAAAACAGAUUACAGAUAUGACACAAAGAGAAAAAAGGCAUCAAAGAAAGAUUUGGCGAGUGCAGAAAAGGAAACUGAAAGAAAGAAGAAAGGCUGAACAAGAAAGAAUAUUAACACCCCCUUCUUCACCUGUGACACCAGAAAAGAGACAGAAAAGACAGAUCGAUGAUAAACAAAUGGAUCCAUAUGACAGGAAAAAAGAAUUCAAAACAUACCUGCAAAAACUGGCAAAGUGUAGAACAUUUUGUGAGCUGCAGACUGAAUGCAAGCAGAUCAAUGAUACAAUUGAGAUGGGAACGGCCAAUGAAAUCAGAAAAGCUGAUGGAACGGAGUGCACAUUCAAGGAAUUCAUGGAAAGCAGUGUUGACAGUUUGAAUAUAGGAAUUGGUAAGGUAGACGGGGCAAAUAAUGGGACAGAAAGUGAUAGUAAAGAUACCAGUUCAAAGGUAAAUGGGUCAAAUGGUGGGACAGAUAGUGAUAGUAAAGAUGUUGAUGAGAAAUUAGAUGGGGGAAAUGGUGGGACAGGUGGUGAUAAAACAGAUGAUGAUGCAAAGGUAGAUGGUUCAAAUGGUGGGACAGAUAGUGAUAAAACAGAUGAUGAUCCAAAGAUAGAUGGGGCAAAAGAAGGGACAGAUGGUGAUAGUAAAGAUGCUGAUGUGAAGGUAGACGGUUCAAAUGGUGGGACAGAAAGUUAUAGUAAAGAUGCUGUUGCAAACGAUGAUCGGGAACAACAUGAGACAGAACAUGUAAAUACCGAUUUAAAUGACCAUGAAGGUGUAAGUAUGGGAGAGAAACAUCGGAACAAGAUCAGUGACAUUGACACAAAUUUUGACACAUGUAUAUAUAAAGAGAAACAUGUUCUUGUGAAUUUCAAUGGAAAAGCACAUGUUGGUAUUGUGAGAGACAAACUUGUCAUCUGUAUUAGUAGACUGUAUGCGCCGAAAUGGUAA
Messenger RNA from Mya arenaria, 1074 nucleotides. Its product is annotated as dentin sialophosphoprotein-like. Bases 1 to 1074 code for a protein of 357 amino acids. The record is from RefSeq and is a predicted model, not a curated record. The transcript has 2 exons. NCBI's taxonomy places the organism in Eukaryota, Metazoa, Mollusca, Bivalvia, Myida, Myidae.